ACCAAAUAAUAUAAUUAUUAAUAAUCAUAAUAACAAUACUUUUGAUUACUAUUAUUGUUAUGGUAUUAGAGGUAUUGUUAUUUCGUAAACUGUUGACACUUUACUUUUAGUUGUGUACAGAAAAAACGUAAAUGUGCCCUUACACUUUUGAUGGGCCUAUUUGCUUCCAAUAUAGGCAAUGAAGAGUAUACAUUAGCAUCAGACUAAAUAUUCCUAAAACAUGUGCAACACAUUCCUGUUGUUAUGAAUCCUGGGUGAUGGUUAACAAAGUAAACAACCUAUGAAGAUGCUGUCUCUGUGAAUAUUUUUUAAAUUAAAAGCCAAUUGACUGACGUUAAAUAUGAUAAAGAACCAACGUUUUCUCAGCUCUGUUCCUAUAUUUUUUAAUAUGUAAUAUUAUAGGUUAAACGAAAAAAAAAAAGUGGUAUUUUCUUCCAUAGGGUUCGGCACAUUAACUUUAUAGACCAUUGCCAAAAAAAAAAUUAUGACAUUGUUUUUGUUCAUAAAAGACAUGUGGUGUCGCUGGAGACCGUGGUAAAACAGAGGAUGAAGACUCCUCCUCUGUUUCACCGUAGGCGUCAGUCUGUGGUGCUUCGUGGUACGAGGAAACAUUCGGAUGAAGUCGUAGCGAGAAGGGUUGGACCGUGGAAUAACAUUGGACAUUCCUCAUAUUUCGUGGAUCGAGGAUUUGUCUCUUUUGAUAUUUUGGCGAUGGCUGCUUGGCAACGAAACGAUCAUGUGUGGAUUGUAUUCUCCGUUCUGCUUUGUUUCUGUGAAUGGUCCGUUGCACAGAUAUCCUACUCUGUUUCCGAAGAGGUGGACAAAGGAACCGUAGUCGGGAACCUCGCCAAAGAUUUGAACCUCAAUCUCCAGCAAUUACAAUCCAGGAAUCUUGAAAUCAAUUCGGGUUACAAAAUGCAGUAUUUCCAGGCUGAUUUGAAAAGUGGAUUUUUAUAUGUUAACGAGAGGAUAGACCGAGAGGAGCUUUGUCCUAAGACGGUGAAGUGUUCUUUAAACGUAGAAGCCAUGUUGAGUGAUCCGCGAGACCUUCGUAGAAUAGAAAUUGAUAUUCUGGACGUAAAUGACAAUUCACCAUCUUUUUUGGAGGAUAUUAAGAUAAUCGAUAUGUAUGAGUCCACAUCUCCGGGAGACAGGUAUCCUUUACCGACUGCUCAUGAUGCAGACAUAGGUAGUAACGCAAUGAAGACUUACAAAUUGAGCCAAAAUGAACAUCUUUCUUUGGAUGUGCAAAGUAGUGAAGACAACAGUCUUUCUGCUGAGUUGGUGUUGCAGAAACCAUUAGAUCGAGAGAAACAGGCCGUAAUCACACUGACUCUGACCGCUGUAGACGGUGGUAAACCCCCCAGAUCAGGGACACUGCAAAUAACCGUUAACGUAAUGGACGUCAAUGACAACACUCCCGUGUUCAGUCAAUCUCUCUACAAAGCUCAGAUUGUUGAAAAUGCUGAAAUAGGAGCCACGUUAUUAACUCUCAGCGCUACUGACUUGGAUGACGGUGUUAAUAGUGAGCUUGUCUACUCGUUUGCAGCCAAGGGGCGCAAAGACCCCAGUGAUGCAUUUUCACUGAACGGAGAGACCGGCGUUAUCACAAUCAAAGCAAACAUUGAUUUCGAAGAAAAUCAAGCUUACGAUAUUCGUGUCCAAGCAAAAGAUAAAGGAUCACCUCCUCGUAUUGGACAUGGCAAGGUUUUGGUCGAGGUGAUCGACAUAAACGAUAAUGCACCAGAAAUAAUUGUCUCUUCUGUGCUGAAUGAGGUUAAAGAGGACGCUGAAUUAGGUACAGUCGUGGCUUUGGUUACUGUGACAGAUCGAGACAGAGACAAAAAUGGCCAUGCAAAUUGCAUAAUUACUGGCUCUAUGCCUUUUAAACUGAAGUUGAACUAUAAGAAUUAUUACUCUUUGUUGGUUGACGGUGCUCUUGAUAGAGAGAGCGUUUCUCAGUAUGACGUCACAAUCACAGCUACGGACGAGGGGACUCCACCUCUCUCUAGUACCAAUGUGAUCACCGUCCACGUUUCUGAUGUCAAUGACAAUCCACCGCGUUUUCCUCAUCCGGUCAUGAAUGUUUAUGUAAAAGAAAACAGCCCGACAGAUCGAGUCAUUCAUACAGUUACUGCUGUUGAUGCAGAUGUAGGUGACAAUGCAAAAGUAACGUUUGCUAUAGUAAAUAACGCGUCCUUUCCCGUGUUAUCGAUGGUAAAUAUCAACCCGGAGUCUGGCGAAAUAGUUUGUCUUCAGUCUUAUGAUUAUGAAGAAAAAAAAACAUUUCAGUUUAAAGUUCAAGCCACGGACUCUGGAGUUCCCCCGCUACGUAGUAACGUCACUGUCAAUGUUUGUAUCCUGGAUGAGAAUGACAACAGUCCCGGGAUUUUACCCCCCUAUUCUGAACACGGCUCCGUUAACAGUGAGAACAUUCCCUACUCUGCUGAAGCGGGAUACUUCGUGGCUAAAAUCAGGGCCGUAGACGCAGACUCUGGUUACAAUGCACUGCUUUCUUAUCACAUCUCUGAACCCAAAGGAACCAAUCUCUUUCGGAUCGGAACCAGCACCGGUGAAAUCAGGACUAAGAGACGGAUGAGUGACAAUGACCUGAAAACUCACCCGUUGGUGGUGUUGGUUUGUGAUAACGGGGAGCCCUCCCUGACAGCUACUGUGUCUAUUGAUGUCGUUGUGGUGGAAAACACAGGAGACCUUCAGACUCAGUUCAGACACGUGCCGCCAAAGGAGGACAGCUUCUCUGCUGUAAACCUGUAUUUGCUGAUCGCCAUUGCGUCGGUGUCAGUGAUCUUUCUACUGAGUCUCAUCUGUUUAAUAGCAGUCAAAUGCCACCGGACAGACAACAGUUUCAGCAGGUACAGCGCCCCAAUGAUCACCACCCACCCUGACGGGAGCUGGUCAUACUCUAAAUCUACUCAGCAGUAUGAUGUGUGUUUCAGCUCAGACACACUGAAGAGUGACGUAGUAGUGUUCCCUCCUCAAUUCCCGCCUGUUGAUGGAGAACUGAUCAGUAUAAACGGAGGAGACUCUUUAAGCAGAACUCAGACUUUGCCCAAUCACGAGAAGGUAUGUUAAGUGCUAAUCAGCCACACGUUUCAUUUCAUUUAAAGGUUCCAUAUAAUAAAUUUGGCCCGUCUUUGCAAUGUUAUUUUCGACUUAGAGGAGGAAGUAGGGAUUCUG
Molecule: messenger RNA, 3198 nt
Organism: Gadus morhua (Atlantic cod)
Lineage: Eukaryota; Metazoa; Chordata; Actinopteri; Gadiformes; Gadidae
Product: protocadherin alpha-3-like
Exons: 1
Coding region: 547-3093 (848 amino acids)
Biological process (GO): homophilic cell-cell adhesion
Cellular component (GO): plasma membrane
Molecular function (GO): calcium ion binding
Source: RefSeq, a predicted model, not a curated record